CCACAUAAAGUUCAGUACCCACAAUGUUCUUUCUCUUUCAGUCCCCGGACUCGAGAAUGACACAGAAAGACAAAGGAUGUACAAUGGCCUGGAUACCUGCAAGGAACAGUGGCUGGAUAUGCCCCUUAAUAGCAAUGGAGACCAGGAGCGAGGAAAGGAACCAAGUUACAGAUUCAGGAAAACUAGAACAUUUACAAUCGUCGCAGCAGUCACAGUCUUCCUCGUCCUCUCGGGUUUAAUCGCGACCACAGCUACCCUGGCAGUCAGAACUGCUAAGUCGUGUUUGGCCUGUGCGGACGUCCCAUCAUGUCCGGAUGGCUGGGUCGGCUACCAAAGACAGUGCUACUUCUUCUCCGAGGACGAAAGGAAUUGGACCGCCAGCCAGAGCUACUGCUCUUCACAGGGCGCCUCCCUGGCGGGGCUUGACAGUGGCCUGGAGAUGACGUUCCUUCUGCGGUACAAAGGCAGCGUUUACCAUUGGAUAGGCCUCAGAAGGGAGCCCAAUCAGUCUUGGAAGUGGCCCAAUGGCACCGAAUUUGACAAACGGUUCGAAGUAAGGGGAGGAGGAGCCUGUGCGUAUCUGAAUGAUGUAGGCGUCAGCUCGUCAAGCUGUGAGACGGAGAAGAACUGGAUCUGUGCCAAACCUGAUCGAUAUGGGAAACGAAAAGAGAAUAGUCCGGAAGGGACGGAAAAGUAAUGACACUCAAUUGCUGCUUCCAAACAAGUCUUCUCAUUAAAGAUGCGAACUGUCUUACUCUAAUUCGUAAUGCAUAGAUGAUCAGUAGGUAUCUAGUCCAAGAAAAAAUAAAUCAAAUCGAGAGGGCAGCCAAUGAAAUGGAAAGGCAGCACAUUUAAAACAAUGAAAAAAUAAAUCUUUUAUUGACACACUG
Chrysemys picta bellii (western painted turtle) is the source of this 890-nucleotide messenger RNA. RefSeq names its product C-type lectin domain family 2 member D-like. Gene Ontology annotation, cellular component: external side of plasma membrane. Lineage: Eukaryota; Metazoa; Chordata; Testudines; Emydidae. The record is from RefSeq and is a predicted model, not a curated record.